Molecule: messenger RNA, 495 nt
Organism: Symbiodinium sp. CCMP2456
Lineage: Eukaryota; Dinophyceae; Suessiales; Symbiodiniaceae
Source: the annotation of a GenBank genome assembly
AUGUCUGGUUUCAUUCAAUUUCCGAACAUCCCAGGUGAAAGCAACGAUACCGAUCACAAGGAUUGGAUUAACCUCCUGUCCAUCAGCGAAAGCAUCACGCGUGCCGCUUCGCAGGGUUCGUCCGGUUCGUCGCGACACGUCCAAAGUGCUAUCUUCGGCGACAUUGUCUGCGUGAAGGAAAUGGACAAGUCGACUCCAAAGCUGAUCGAAUCGGUCGCCGCUGGUACCGUGCACAGCAAAGUCAAAAUCGAUAUGGUCAUGUCCCUCGGCGAUAAGGGCAAACGCCUUCCGUUCUUCCAGUUCGAGCUGGAUAACGUGAUCGUCACCUCGUACAGCUUCAGCGCGAAUGUCGAAGGGGACGGCGUUGUGCCGACCGAAUCGUUCUCGCUGAACGCCGAAAUGAUCAAGUGGACCUACACCCAGUACGGCAAAGACGGCUCGAACAAGGGCAAAGUCGAAGCCAAGUGGGAUGUCGAAGCCGGCAAGAACGGCUAA